AAUAAAGGAAAGGAAAGUGCUUUCAGGAUUUGCUCAAUAAAAUCCUAGUCUUGAAUUCUUUACUAUUUUUCUUGUUAUCUGGGAAAUUAAUCUUUAUAUUUUUGGACACAGAAGACAGAAUUCAAAAGGGAGAGCUAAAAUUUAGAGAAAUUGGGUGUUUGCUACAAAUUAAAUGGAAGUUAGGCUUUUUGUUUAAUUAUUGAUCUUUGCAUAUGGAACUACGGCUUUGUGUACAGUGAAGAAAGUAGUAUUGCUCAUUCAUUUUUUUAGUUGUAAAUAUUCUUACUUUUUGCUUUGAUAAGGGAAAGUUCAGGUAAAUUAAAUGGAAGUUAGGCUUUUCUUUACUUGUUAAUCCUUUUUACUAUUGUAUAUAUUGGAAGGAGCCUCAGCUUUACGCUCCAAUUCAAACUGUGUCUUUUGAAGUAAGGGUAGUGUACAAUGAAGAGAGCAUUGAUUUUAAUGGCCUUAACCAUUUGUUUGUCCUUUUUGUAAUCUCUAUCUGUUCAACUAUGUAUUAAGGGUCAUGCAAAUGUGAGUCUUGUCAAUUCAAGGUCUGAACUGGCCAAAAUAUUUGUUGUGUCUGAAAAUCAAGUUGAAACUAGUUUAAUGCUACUGCAAGUUUUUUUUUUUAGCUCGAAUUACUGCUCUUGAGCUACAACUAUAUGGAGCUAACUUUAGCAUUCCCUUUUUUGGCUUGUAGUUUGUUACAAAGCUCAAAUGGAGACCACUGGAGAUCCCGGUCCAAUUGAUAAUGUUGUACUUUAUGAUCAAGAUAGCCAUGUCUCUUCAGCAGUUUGGGAUGGGCAGGAACGAGGAGUGCUUAGAUGUCAUGAACACACUUCACUGCUUGACCAAUGGAAGCUCACAGCUGAACAAAUCGAGUUGGUUGGGAAGGCUGGAUUUCAUUACUUACGAAUGAUUCCCGCAAUUAAUUUUGACAGUGCCCUCAUAGCAGCGCUAGUUGAGAGGUGGAGGAGAGAAACAAAUACCUUUCACUUGCCUGUUGGAGAAAUGACAAUAACCCUUGAAGAUGUAGCACUCUUGCUUGGACUAGCAAUUGAUGGAGAGCCUGUUAUAGGUGUAACAAGCAGCACACCCAGCUUGUUGUGUGAAAAAUUACUAGGAAGAGUACCAGAGGACCUAACUGGUGGAAUGGUGAAGCUUACCUGGUUGAAAGAGUUCUUUUCUCAAUGUCCCAAAGAUGCACCAGUGGAAGAGAUUGAGUGCCGAACACGUGCCUACCUUCUAUACCUGGUAGGCAGUACAAUAUUUUCCACAACAACUGGUAACAAAGUCCCUGUCAUGUACCUUUCAUUGUUUGAGGAUUUUGACAAAGCGGGAAAGUUUGCAUGGGGUGCAGCAGCAUUGGCAUUCUUAUAUAGAGCACUUGGCAAUGCUUCACUAAAGUCUCAAAGCACCAUUAGCGGCUCUUUGACUUUACUCCAGUGUUGGAGUUAUUAUCGCCUGAAUGUUGGCCGACCAAGGUUCAAUCAGGAGCCAAACCAAGGUUGCUUUCCAUUGGUGCUCUGGUGGAAAGGAAAACAAAGUGGUUCCAGAAUGAAAUGUAAUAUAGUCUCCUAUCGGAAAGCCUUGGAUUCUCUUAAACCUUCUGAUGUGGAGUGGCUUCCUUACAAAGAUAUCGACCAUACAGUAAUACCAGAAGAUAUUAAAAAUACUUUGACCUUGCGGGCAUCAAGGACUAUGCUCAUUUGCUUUGAAAAGGCAGAAAGACACCUCCCAGAUCGUUGCGUUAGGCAAUUUGGCAUGCUUCAAGGGAUUCCAAAUGAUGUUCAUCGAUGGGAGAGAAAGAGCCGUGCAUAUGAUCAUGGUGUUGACAUCUUGGGUAAAAUGCAAUAUGAGCUUGAUGAGUGGGCAAUGCGUAGAUUUUAUGUCGUGGAAGGUGAUGAUGAUGUGGACGAAAAGGAGUACAUGCAGUGGUACGAGAAAAUUACUCGUAAAUUCGUAGGGAGGCUUACAUCUGUUGAGUCUGAAUUUAAGGGAAAAGUUGAAGCUUUGAAUGAAAUUGCAGACAUGCUAGGUAAGUUUUCAGAAGAUGGGAUGGAUUUCCAGGAUAGGAAGUUACUUGAUGAGGUCAAGGAUAUUGUGCACAAAUAUUUGAUGGAUGAAGUUGGAGAUUCACCAAAAAAAAUUGGAAUGAAGAGUACUAAGAAGCGUAAGCGGAAGGAUGAUUCGAUUUGCGAGGAUGGCCAAUGUUAAGAGUUGUAGAUGCAUUAAUCAUGUGGACAGCUCUGUUUAUUGAGAUAAAAAUACCCUAAAAAAAUCUGUUUGGCAAAGUGGUUAAGAUGUGAUUUUCUUUUCGUUGGUCAUUAGUAAAGCACUUCUAGGAAGUAGGUUAUUAUUACUUAGUUUUAGGGGAUUUGUAGUGCAUAGCCUAUAGUCGCCUUGUAUGAUUAUGAAAUGUGUAAAAAAUUCUUCAUUUAAUAUGUCAAGUAGUUCUUCACUGAAUUAAAAUUUUCAA
This is a messenger RNA of Quercus robur (English oak), 2479 nucleotides long. RefSeq names its product protein MAIN-LIKE 2-like. The transcript has 5 exons. The record is from RefSeq and is a predicted model, not a curated record. The coding region runs from base 718 to 2217 and encodes 499 amino acids. NCBI's taxonomy places the organism in Eukaryota, Viridiplantae, Streptophyta, Magnoliopsida, Fagales, Fagaceae. Gene Ontology annotation, biological process: meristem development; meristem maintenance.